Salarias fasciatus (jewelled blenny) is the source of this 927-nucleotide messenger RNA. RefSeq names its product olfactory receptor 10A3-like. NCBI's taxonomy places the organism in Eukaryota, Metazoa, Chordata, Actinopteri, Blenniiformes, Blenniidae. The record is from RefSeq and is a predicted model, not a curated record. Gene Ontology annotation, biological process: detection of chemical stimulus involved in sensory perception of smell; G protein-coupled receptor signaling pathway. The transcript has a single exon. Gene Ontology annotation, molecular function: G protein-coupled receptor activity; odorant binding; olfactory receptor activity. The coding region runs from base 1 to 927 and encodes 308 amino acids. Gene Ontology annotation, cellular component: membrane.
AUGAGGAACUCCACCCAGGUGUCGUUCUUCGUCUUGGAGGCCUUCCUGGACGUGGGUCUAGUGAAGUACCUGGUCUUCCUCUUCAUCAUGUGCUUCUAUGUUCUGACUCUGUUCUCCAACCUGCUGCUGAUCGUGGUGAUCUGUGUGAACAGAACCCUUCAUGAGCCCAUGUACCUGUUCCUGGUCAGCCUGUUUGUCAACGAGCUGUACGGCAGCAGCGGCCUGUUUCCGCUCAUCCUGGUCCAGGUCCUGUCGGACUCUCACAUUGUGUCAGCGCCGCUCUGUUUCCUGCAGAUCUUCUGUCUCUACAUGUACGUGAACGUGGAGUUCUACACCCUGGCCGUCAUGUCGUACGACCGCUACCUGGCCAUCUGCCGCCCGCUGCAGUACGGCGCCCAGAUGAGGGCCGGGAAGGUGGCGCUGCUGCUGGCGGUGUCGUGGCUCCUGCCCGUGGUCGUGAUCACGGUCAUGACGUCUCUGACCGUGUCCCUCCGGCUGUGUGGAAACGUCCUUGACACUCUCUACUGCAACAACUACUCAGUGGUGAACCUGGCGUGCUCCGACACCACCACCAACAACAUCUACGGCCUGGUCUACACCUUCCUGGUGCUGGCGGGGCUGACGGUGCUGAUCGUCUUCUCCUACCUCAAGAUCCUGAAGGUGUGCUUCUCCAGCUCGGCACAGACCCGGCAGAAGGCCGCCAGCACCUGCGUGCCUCACCUGGCCUCGCUGCUCAACUUCUCCUUUGGCUGCUUCUUCGAGAUCGCCCAGAGCCGGGUCCGGAUGGGCGGCGUGCCGGCCGCCCUGCGCAUCAUCCUGUCCAUGUACUUCGUCACCUGCCAGCCGCUCUUCAACCCCGUGCUGUACGGGCUCAACCUGACCAAGAUCAGGGUCAUCUGCAGGAAUCUGCUCUUCCACGGACCGUGA